UUAUGCAGCGCUUCUCGAAACCCAGUAGCACGUCGGUGUGCGGGUUGCUGUGGGGCGCCGGCCUACGAUGACGGACCCGCGAUACGCACGUUCUUUUGCGGUCGCGCCUGCCAGCGAUCCGACUGGAAUCGGCACAGAACAGAGUGCAAAGUCAUGCAGGCUCGUAAGUCACUUGCGCGCGCCGCAGCCUUUCUCGAAGCGCUCUUGGUCCGUAUCCGUAAAGCUGCGUACCCAUUCGCUAUCACGUCAAUCGAGCGAGAGGCAAGCACGAUCAUGCUAGUUAGCUCGAACGAUGACCAACUGCAUGAGUCAAAAUUGACACCUCUACCAACGGACCUUGCGAGCUUGCAAGACCAUCCGGAGCUUGUGAAACCUAUCUGCUUACACGCAAGCGGUGCGGAAGCAAUGAUAUACUUUUGCAAUGUCAUCAAAGACAUGCUUUCUGGU
This is a messenger RNA of Colletotrichum acutatum, 447 nucleotides long. RefSeq lists its product as uncharacterized. Lineage: Eukaryota; Fungi; Ascomycota; Sordariomycetes; Glomerellales; Glomerellaceae. The record is from RefSeq and is a predicted model, not a curated record. The transcript has a single exon. The annotation marks the transcript as partial.